AUGCCCCUUGGACGGAGCACCUCCUCCGUGCCUGGAACCGUGUGGUCCACCGUGAGCCCUCAGGGGCCAGCGAAGCACGCUCGCCGCCCCCCAGUUCUCGCCUCGAGCCCCCACGAGACACUAGGCUCGCUCCUCCGGGCCGUCUCCACCGCACGCCCUGCACCACAGGGACUGCCGGGACUGGAGGCAGACCUGACCCAGCAGGGUCCCCUGGGGGCCACCAGGGGCACAGUCACGCUGCCAAGAGAGGACAUAAUUCAGCAAACGCAGCCUGGCAGCGGGUCCUGUGGCAAAAGCCCGGGAAGAAAGCAAGAAGGCAAAGGUCCAGUUGUGGCCGAAGGCAGCCGGGUGCCGAUGUCCAUGCUGAGGGCCAGCAAGCCUGGGGUCCUCUGCAUGACCGGCUCUUCUCCGUGGACGGUGUCCCGCGGCCAAGAGGCGCCUGAUGGGGCCUGGGAGCGCUUGGCUCUGAGCUCAGCCCACUUCCCAGCACCAUCGAGGCUCAGGCUGUGGGACCCUGAGGAGCAGAGAAGGCCCGGUCCGCCAUGCACAUCCCCAAGGUCCCUCAGCAGGGCAGGGGUGGCCAACGGAGCCCCGUGGCGGCUGGCCUGGUACCUAGGCGUGAUGGGGAAGGAUGAACUGAAGGAGUUCCAGCUUCGGCUGCCUGAGAAGCCGCUCUGCAAGCCCUCUCCCGGCGCCACCCUGGCUCAGCUGCAGAAGGCAGAUGGCAUGGAGGUGGCCUCAGGCCUGGUGGCUCAGUAUGGGGAGCAGCCGGCCUGGGACCUGGCCCUCCGCACCUGGGAGCAGAUGGGCCUGAGCGGGCUGUGCGCCCGCCGGGCCGAGGCGGCCUUCAUGCCAGCCAAUUGCCCCCCACUCCCCUGCUCCCAGAGUGCACCCAGCGUGCAAUCCCCCAGCGGGCUCACCUCCACCGACGUGCUGAGGUUCGUCCAGGCCGCAGAGACGGGGUGUUGGAGACAGCCACCGGACACAUCUGGACACACGCGGAACCGAGACUCUUCCUUGACCUUUUACCAAGCCCUUCCAAGCUCCCCAGACCAAGAGUUGCCACUCCAGGAGUCACCCAGUGCUCCCACGUCCACGGCGGUCCUGGGGGACUGUGGGUCCCCACUGCAGCCCAGCCCCGAGCCCAGAAAGCAGGAGGCUCCCAGGGCUGGGUGGCCUCCAGUCGAAACAUCUGGAAACCAUAGCACAGCCCAGGCCCCUCCCACGGCCCUGGCAAGAGUGUGCCGGGGCGUCGGCAGCGCGCACAGCACGCGGCUUGGAGUGGGCACCUCAAACAGCCGCCGGGUGAACGGGAAGGCACCACACCUGAGGACGAAGAGGCCCUGCCCCACAGAGUCGUGGGGCGCUGAGGAUUUGCACCAAGAAGUCAUACAACUGCUGCUUCUCCAUCAACCUCACCCCAGAUGCCAGGAGUCCCUAACCAAGGGGGACUGGCACCACGGGGCGGUGGAGGAGCAAGGACAUUUGAUUGAGGUCAAAGACUUGUUUGGCCCAGGCCUGGGUGCCCAGGAAAAACCUUGAGCUGUCAUACUGCACGGGGUUACUGGCAUCGGGAAGUCAAGGGUGGCCAGGCAGGUGAGGAGGGACCGCUUCUCUCUUCACGUCCUCUACUUCAGCUGCAGGGAACUGGCCCAGCCCGAGACGGUGAGUCUCACAGAGCCAAUCACAAAGGGCCGGGCUGCCCCCGUGGUUCCCACUGAACAGAUCCUGUCUCAGCUGGGACAACUGCUCCUCAUCCUCGAUGACCUGGAUGAGCCAACGUGGGUCUUGAGGGCAGAAGCCGGUACACACGCUCUGCUGGGCGGGUUGCUCAGGAAAACCAUACUCCCCGAGGCAUCUCUGCUGAUCAUGGCGCGGACCACGGCAUUGCAAAAGUUCCUUCUCUCUGUGGAGCGGCCACGGUGGAUGGAGGUCCUGGGGUUCUCCGAGUCUGGCCAGAAGGAGUAUUUCUACAAAUAUUUCAGGAGUGAAAGCCAAGCAGUCAGAGCCUUUAGCUCGGCUGAGUUAAACCAAGCACUGCUGACCAUGUGUCUCAUGCCCUUGGUGUCCUGGCUGGUCUGCACUUGUGUGAAGAAGCAGAUGGAGCAGGGAGACGAGCUCUCACCCCCCCAGACCACCACAGCCCUCUGUCUGCACUACCUUUCCCAAGCUCUGCCAGCCCAGCCCCUUGGGACUCAGCUGAGGGGCCUCUGUGCUCCAGCUGCCGAGGGCAUCUGGCAGGGAAGGAGCCUGCUCAGUUGGGAGGAUCUCAGGAAGUGUGAGUUGGAGGAGGCCACCAUCUCCACUCUCUUAAACAUGGGCACUCUUCGAAAGCAUCCCUCCUCCCUGAGCUACUGCUUUGCUCACCGGUACCUCCAAGAGUUCUUUGCAGCAGUGUCCUGCAUGCUGGGGGGCAAGGACAGGAAAAUCCACCCUCCCGACAGCACCAGAGAGCCGGAAAACCUGCUAAAGGCGUAUGGGAGUCUCAACCCGUUUAGGGUACCAACCACGCGUUUCAUGUUGGGCCUUCUGAGUGAGCAGGGGGAGCGACAGAUGGAGGCGGUCUUCCAGUGCCAGGUGCCUGGGGAGAAGAAACAGGGACUGUUGUUCUGGGUGGAGGCGGAGGUCUGCAGCCAGCUCCCCAUUCUACAGCAAUGCUCUCUGCCCAUGUGCCACUGCCUGUACAAGAUUCAGGACAAGGAUUUCCUGGCACACGUGAUGGCCCGUUUCCAUGGGGCGAGCAUGUGUGUCCACACUGGCCUGGAGCUCCUGGUGUCCACGUUCUGCAUUAAAUUCUGCAACGUGAAUAAGCUUCAGUUGAAUGCGCACAGAUGGCUCAGCGGGGUCCCAGUCACAGAUGCCUGCUGGCGGGUUCUCUUUUUCACUCUCUGGGCCACUGGAAACCUGAAGGAGCUGGACCUGAGUGGAAACUGCCUGAGCCACUCCGUGCUGCAGAGUCUGUGCGAGGCCCUGAGGUUCCCUGGCUGCCACUUGGAGGCCCUGCGGCUGGCCGGCUGUGGCGUCACGGCUGAGGGCUGCAGGGACCUCGCCUCGGCGCUGAGCUCCAACCAGACCCUGACCGAGCUGGAGCGGAGCUUCAAGUCGCUCCUGGACAAGGGAGCCGGGCACCUUUGCAAGGGGCUGAGACGGCCGGGCUGCAGGCUGUCUCCCCUGCAGGCCGUAGGCUGUGGCCUCACGUCCAGUGGCUGCCUGGCCCUGGCCUCCACGCUGGGUGCCAGCCCCAGCCCGAAGGAGCUCGAUCUGCAGCAGAAGGAGCUGCAGGACGUCGGCAUGCGGCUACUCUGCUGGGGGCUCGGGCACCCUGCCUGCCGGCUCACACUCCUGGGGCUGGACCAGACCCAGCUGAGUGAGGAGGUGACCCAGAUGCUGAGGGCCCUGGAGGAGGAGAAGCCUCCGCUGCUCAUCUGCAGCAGAUGGGAAGGGGCUACCGGGGAAGCCUGGACUCCGGCCACACAUUCAAAUUGCGACAAGCGGAAUUUAAGUGAGGGUGUCAUGGAGACAGCCCCAGCGUCCUCUAAGAUCUCGGGGAGAAUGAAGGCCUCCGUGUCGAGGAAGCCCAGUGUGACAAUGGCUAACGAGGGCCCGAGCAAGCGAGAGACGAGCGGCACGUCCUCACUCAAGCAGCAGGGACGAGAAUCAGAGGGACGCUCCCCUCAAGUAGCCCAGGUGGGACUCUUCCGUCUGCCUUCUCCGGGGGACCUGCACAUGGAGCCUCUAGGGACCGAGGAUGACUGCUGGGCUCCCCUGGGGCCUGCGGCCACUGAGGUGGUUGACGAAGACAGAAGCCUAUACCAAGUUCGCUUGCCCGUGGCUGGCUCCUACCACUGGCCCAACAUGGGUCUCCGUUCUGUGGUGCGAGGGCCCGUGACCAUCGACGUUGAAUUCUGCGCCUGGGACCAGCUCCCGAGCGGGAUGGUCCCACAGCAGGCCUGGAUGGUGGCGGGGCCUCUGUUUGACAUCAAGGCCGAGCCGGGGGCCAUGGUGGCUGUGUACCUCCCCCACUUCGUGGACCUCCGAGACUUCCUCCCCACAAAGUCCCGACAACCAUGA
Zalophus californianus (California sea lion) is the source of this 4071-nucleotide messenger RNA. RefSeq names its product NLR family pyrin domain containing 1 (gene NLRP1). Gene Ontology annotation, biological process: regulation of inflammatory response. Gene Ontology annotation, molecular function: protein binding. Gene Ontology annotation, cellular component: cytoplasm. Lineage: Eukaryota; Metazoa; Chordata; Mammalia; Carnivora; Otariidae. The record is from RefSeq and is a predicted model, not a curated record.